This is a messenger RNA of Mercurialis annua (annual mercury), 2859 nucleotides long. RefSeq lists its product as uncharacterized. The transcript has 14 exons. The record is from RefSeq and is a predicted model, not a curated record. Lineage: Eukaryota; Viridiplantae; Streptophyta; Magnoliopsida; Malpighiales; Euphorbiaceae. The coding region runs from base 1 to 2859 and encodes 952 amino acids.
AUGUGUAUUCUUUUGGGUGACUUUAAUAAGGUGCUUUCUCCUACAGAGAGAUUAAACUGCAGUAUCUUUUCUCCAUCUAUGCAGCUUUUUGCAGAUUUUAUUCAUAGCUCGAAUUUGAUUGAAUCGCCUUUACAAGGUCGUUUUUUUACAUGGCAGAAUUCUGUUUCAAAAUCAAAAAUUGAUAGGUGUUUUGUUUCAGCAGAUAUUUUGGUUGCGUGGCCGAAUUAUUUUGAAUCUUUUGUUGCGACUUCUUGGGCAAAUAUCAAAGCAACGGUCAUAGGGGAUUUAGUUUGCACGCUGCGGGAACUUAGAGUUCAGAUUAAGGGGUGGAAUCAUCAGGUAUUCGGCAAUUUGAACAACAAUCUUGAGGGCAUUCAUCAAUCUAUUCAUGAGCUGGAUUCGGCAGCUGACAUCUCUGAUCUCUCUGAGUUGGAUAGGGAGCGGCUUUCUUCUCUUCAAUCGGAGAGUUAUCGGGUUUCUAAGCAAUUGGAAUCACUUUGGCAUCAAAAAUCAAGGGAGCAAGUUUUUUUAUUUUAUAAAAAACUUUACAACAUGAAUAGUGGGGUUCCUUUUUCUCUUGAUAGCUUACCUCUUCACUGCCUCUAUGAUUCUCAUUCUUUGGCCUUGGUUGCUCCUUUUUUCAGAAGAGGAGAUUUUUCUAACUCUAAAGAGUUUACAGGAGCUUUUCCGCCAGGUAUCAAUACUGCUUUUCUUGUUCUUAUUCCGAAAGUUCAGGGAGCCUCUAAUAUUUCGGAUUUUAGACCUAUAAGUUUGAUUAAUGGUAUCUUCAAUUUGAUUCCGAAAGUGCUAGCCAAUAGGCUUUCUCCUUUGCUUCCUCAGCUUGUCUCAGAAAAUCAAUUUGGAUUUAUCAGAGGUCGGAAUAUCCAUGACUGGCAUAUAAUAGCUUCAGAAAUUAUUCACAUUGCUUCUCGCCGUAAGGAGAAACUUUUAAGGCUUUUGAUUCAAUCGGUUCUCAUUAAUGGGAGUCCAACUAAGAAUUUCUCUAUGGGGAAAGGAGUGAGGCAAGGGGAUCCGUUAUCGCCUAUGUUGUUUGUUCUAGCUGUGGAAGGCCUCAAAGCUAUGAUUAGUAAGGCAGUUGGUCUUGGUUUGUUUGAUGGGGUCCAAAUUGAUGGAUAUGUUGAUCCGGUUUCUAUCCUUCAAUUUGCUGAUGAUACUCUGCUCUUUAUUCCUCAAGAUUUUGAUAUGCUGAGGAACUUGCUGCGGAAGAGCUCUAUCUUGGGCAUUAAUGUAGCUGACAAGUCCCUUGCUACUGCUUCAGUUAUUCUUAAUUGUUCGGUUGAGAAAUUUCCUAUUACUUAUCUUGGCCUACCGCUCUCGACUAGACCUAUUAAAGCAUCGCUUUGGAAGCCUGUUGUCUCAAGGUUUUCAGAUCAAUUAGAUUUAUGGAAAGAAUCAGAGCCUUCUAUGCAAAUGGUUAUGGAAGCUUCGGUUGAAGGGAAAUUCUCUAUGGAAUUCAUAAUCUUUGAGAUAAAAAUUCAGAUAUUUGGUCUAUUUUUUUCAGAGGGAGUUUCGGUAAAAAUUGGUAAUGGUUAUGGAAUUUAUUUUUGGCAAGACACUUGGUCUGGUUCUUCUCCUCUUGCGGUUCGGUUCCCUGGUUUAUUUGCUUUGUCAAGAGAAAAAAUUGUUACGGUCAAUGAGCAGCGGCAGUGGUCAGCUUCCACGCCUCAAUUCCAAUUUAAUUGGAACCAUCGGCUGCGCAUAGGAGAGCAGCAGCUGCUGCAAGAUUUGGAAAUGGAAGUUUCAAAUGUCAGUAUGGAUGCCAAUAGGAAUGAUGUCUUCUACUGGAAAGGUAAGAUUAAUGCCUUCAAAUCUAGAAACAUUUCUUUUAUUUUGCAGCAAAAAAUUGGUGUGCAUGGGAUCUUUUUGAAUUUACGGGAUAGUAAUUUAAUUCCAGCUUUAUGGAAGUGGAAAAUUCUGCCACGAAUUCAAUUUUUUUCUUGGCUUCUUAUUAAUGAUAGAAUUUUUUCGAAUGCUUCUUUGGUUGCUAGAGGUAUCAUUGAUCCGAGUCUUAUUGGUUGUUUGGUGUGCAAUUUGGAAGAAUCGAAUAUGCACAUUAUUUUCCAUUGCCGUUUUGCAUGGAAAUUUUGGUGCUUUAUUUUGUCAAAGUGUGACAUUUUUUGGGUCUCGCCGGCUUCGGUGUCUCAGUUCUUCAUAUUAUGGACGUCUUAUUCUCAUCCAUCGUUCAAGGAUUUAUGGCGUCUUAUUUGGUUCUUCGGAAUUUGGGAGCUUUGGAUAUCUCGCAAUAAUAGGGUUUUCAAUGGUAUGGAGAGUUCUCAUGAGUCUCUAGCUUACUUAUGUAUUGGCAAGGCGGUUCACUUUUGUUCUUCUUUUCAUCCUCAAUUUCUUUAUAGCGGAAAUGAUGUGAGCUCAAUGGCAAUUGGUGUAAUUGGAGCCCAAUUUUUGGAGGAUUGUGUAUGGUUUGAUUUUGUAUUGUGUAGUAGAGCUUCCAUUCUAUAUUACGGAAGUCCCAGUUCAAAGCAUUCUUGGAAGGCUAUGUUCCUCUCUAGAGCUGUAGUAGUCGUCAGGAGUAGACCUAGUUUUAUAGGCAAUGUUGGAUAUGUGGUAUCGCUUUGUAAAACCCUCAUUUCUAAGUUUUUAUGCAAUGAUUUUCAGAAAAGCAAUGGUCCUGGAUACCAUUGCUUACAUAUGUGUUAUGUGAGAGUCUACCUAGGAACUACUGCAGCACAUAGGAUUCGAAUCAUGUCUUUUGCAUGUUCUCUUUGGGGGUUUUUAUCGUUCCAGCCUUCUGGUUUAAGUGGAUUUUUAUACGACUCGAUAACGAGGUUAGAGUAUCAAUCAUCGUACGACAUGAAGAUGUUAUCGAAGUCAUACGAUUGA